Molecule: messenger RNA, 7811 nt
Organism: Nilaparvata lugens (brown planthopper)
Lineage: Eukaryota; Metazoa; Arthropoda; Insecta; Hemiptera; Delphacidae
Exons: 13
Coding region: 292-4362 (1356 amino acids)
Biological process (GO): triglyceride biosynthetic process
Cellular component (GO): plasma membrane
Molecular function (GO): diacylglycerol O-acyltransferase activity; long-chain-alcohol O-fatty-acyltransferase activity
Source: RefSeq, a predicted model, not a curated record
CUGACUUGUCUGUUGGCCGUGGCUUGCCCAGCAGUCAGAGCUCGGCGAGCUCGCGUGCUCACGCGUGCGUGCGUGUGUGUGUAUGAGAGUGCGUGUGUGAAUGUGUGCGUGUGAGAGUGCGGAAAACACGUGGAUGACGUCAAAGCGUCGGCGAGCCUGGAAAAUCGUCGUCACAUGAUAUGGGAGGAGGAAGACUCGAAUUAAAGAUGAGCUGAAACUUGGUGGAAAGCGCUCUCUCUCUAUCCCUCUGCAGUGGCGGGUGGCAGUAGUGGUGGUGGGGGUGGUGUGGAGAUGCCGGGUGCGCAGAACUACAUGCGCAGUGCCCCGUUUCGACGUUUGCGCCACCCAUUGGACGAGUCGCCUGCCUGGACUCUGCUGGGCAGUUUGCUGUGGAGCUUGCUUGCCUUCUUUCUCGCUCUUCCACUGCUGCUUGUGUUGGCACUACUGCUGCCUGCCGCAUAUGUGCUGCGUUGGCUGCUGCUCAUGCUCUACUGGAAUCGGAGACGGUCGCAAGCUGCAUCAGGAGGAGCCGAGUCGAUGCGGGGUACCGAGUCUCGCUGGCUGGGUGACUCAUGGCAACGCAGUGUGGUCCACGCAGUGCUGGUGUUCGACUCUCCGCCUGCCGUCACCGACCUCCGCCACCUUUUCCUCAGCCGCGUGCUGCCCCUCUGCCCCCGGCUGGCCAGGCGGCCCCUCGCCCUGCCCACGGUCGGCCACUGUUGGCUGCCCGACUCGCACUUCAACAUCGACAACCACGUCUAUGCCCGGGACAUUGUCAACGAGGCCCACUUGCAGGAGUACGUGUCUGGCCUAGUGUGUGAGGGACUCGCGAGCGACCGACCACCGUGGGAGCUGCGUGUGGUGGGGAGGUGCGCGAUCCUGCGCGUUCAUCAGUCAGUGGCGGACGGUGCAGCUCUCGUCACGCUGCUCUGUCGCUGUCUAGCCGAUUCACCUGUCAAGCCACGGCUGCAGGCGCAGAGACAUGCACUGGGCUUCUACUGCGACAUGCUGCGCGCAUGCCUACUGGGUCCGCUGACGCUGCUGUUCUGGCUACUGGUGUCAACCAGUGACUGCAACCUGCUCACCAGUCACCGGCAGACUGUAGCCAGUUCUGGCAGCCAAGGCAGCCAAGUCAAGGUCACAUGGUCGGCAGCCAUCUCAUUCGCGAAGGUAACGCGGGUGAAGCAGGUGACCAGAUCGACGGUGAACUGUGUCCUCCUGUCUGCACUGUCCGGGGCCUUGAGGUGUCUCCUGCAGAGCUGUGGAGUGAGGCAGCCGCCUGACCUUAAGAUCGUGCUCCCAGUAGAUCUAGGCCAUUGCAGCAAUCCAUCGGCAGAGUUGCGGCUAGGCAGCCGCGUGGCUCCAGUUGCCAUGACACUUCCAGUGAACACAGAGGGCGCAGUGCCGCGGCUGUGGAGUACGCGACGCACCCUCAGUGCACUCAGACGCUCUGCAGACCCUCUCAUCGUCUACCUCGCCACCACCACCCUCAUGUCUCUCCUGCCCGGCCACUUCGCCAGGCAUGUGCUCUCCAACAUCGUCGAGAAUAAGGCUAGUCUGCAGUUCAGCUCACAGCAAGGCCCCCCCACACGGGUGCAGGUGGGCGGUUGCACACUCACCAGUGUCUAUGCUCUGCUUCCCGCCCAAUCACAGCUCUCUGUUGCCGUCUCUGUCUUCACCUAUGACGACCAGCUCUCUGUCACUGUCGCAACCGAUAGCACACUUGGUCCUGCAGGCCGCCUACUCAUACAUCAUCUACAGGCACAGAUUGAAUCACUCUACGAACUACUCAAAAACCGGAGAGCUCCAGGAGAAUCGAAAAAUGAGAACAACUUGUACAGAUUCCCCGAUGUUACCAGAUCACCAGUUAGAGAGAUAGCGCACAGACUGAAUCACGUUCAAGAGGAAGUGAGAAGACUGAGCCACCAUGACUCCAGCGAGCCAGAGAGACUGCAAAGACUGAAGGCCGAGUUCUCUCAUCUGCUCAGGGAGCUGCGCAAGCGCAAGUCCAGUGGAGCAGGUUCACCUGAUCAGGAUGUGGACGACUGGGACAAGAAGUUGCGCUCUCGACGUCGGUCGAUGUCCUGUUCGUUCAGCCGGCGUCCAAGCUCGACGCUCAUUGGCCUAAUCUCAUACAACAAGCGACCAAUCAGCUGCAUCGAAUCAUCUUCUUCCGUCAACCCCCCGCACACCUCACCGUCUGGCAACCGGUCACAGACAAGACGCAACACAACCGGCUGCACACAACCAAUGUCAUCAUCGUCAUCCUCAUCAUCAACGUCUCACUCAUCGAACUCAUCUUGCAACCGUCGCACAUCAACACCGAUCUUCAGCCCCGUCAUCGACCGUCAACGCUUGACCGAGAUCAAAGAAAGUCCCACCAGACCGUCUUCAGAAGACGGCAAGCGGCAAACUUUCGUCAAGAGCUACUCACAACCGUCAGUCAUGCCACACGAUGUCCAGAGGGAAAUUUCUUGUUCCAACUCGAAUCUAUUAAAAGCUGCAAGUUACCACUCACAACCGGUCUUCAGAAUUAGUGAGGAAUCACCUUUUGUUGUCCCAAAAGUUUUACCCAGCAAUGAAUCCUACAACCUACGGCGGAAACUUCUAGAACGCAACAUUUACCCAGAUUACAACUCCUAUAUAACAUCCAGGCAAAGUAGUGUACCCCACAGGGCAGAAGACGCCAGGACUAACAGGAAACUUGACGAUCGCCCUGUUUCAAGUUCUCUCGUUUACUGUGAUUACAACAACGAUCAACAUCACGAUGCAAGGUCGCUGAAAAGAACAACUGAUGAUCCAGGAAUGCAAGCGUACCCCAGUAAGUAUAGUUUCGAGAGUGAGCUGUAUGAUGAGAUACUCUACGUGAUCAAGGAUAAUGAGCAGUUGUCGUCACUGUACAGUGGUUGUUUCGACUCACCCAGGGAAUGCACCCUCAGAACGACUAGGAUAGAUAGUUGUGAUCAGGAGGAUGUAAGAAGCACAUACAUGUCAUCAACACCCUCCCCCAGCUCAUCUCAGUGGGUGAGCUCUGAGAGUAGGUACAACCAGUACAUGGCCGAGGCAGCUCAGCCCAGCUCCAGCAAGCAUCAAGUUGCAGGCUACUCGUCAUCCCCAAAGGAGAGCUACAGUUGGAGAUCCUAUGACAAAAAAAGGAAACAUGAUGAGGAGCAGCUCUCAUCGUCAUCCUCAUCAGUGUCAUCCCCUAUGAGACACCAUAAACGGUCGUCAAUUUUUGGAAGGUAUAGAAAGUUUUUCAACGAUGUUGAUGAUGAUGAAAUAGUUGGGAGUAAUAUGGAGCUGUCACAACAUCAUGGAGGGGGCAACAAAGUGCAUUGCUAUGAACAAGAAGUUGGCUAUGACAAUCAGGGUUCUGGUAGUCCAUACUCCCCUCAAAGUGGUCAAGGAUCUAGAGGGUACCGAGAGGCCAUUGACAACCUCUCAGAUUUCGCCAACACUGUGCAUAAGUUUGGAAGCAGCUCCCGGGUUGAAGCAUCCAACUGUGGUGUACAUUACAAUCCCAAAUCCCAAGUGCGCUCGACAUCUUCCUCGAAGUCUUCCCUGCUCUCCUCGCAAUCAUAUGGGUUCAGUGACAAAUCUAGAGAUGUGUCACCUUCCUCAAGGUCGAGUCCCAUGAACCGGAGUCGAUCUCCGCUGACUACACUUUCAGAGGAAACACGGUUGACAUCAACUCUGGCCCUAGAUGACAAUCAAACUGGGCAGGAAUAUGUAAGUCAGAGAGGCAGAGUUAGAGAAGUUUCAGCUGAGGACCAACCCUCAAGGUUUCUGCGGGACAGACAAUAUGACAAGGCGUUGUCUUACUUUGUCACACAGAAAAUCAACAGUUCAAGCUUCCAAAACCGACAAGCAGACACUGCUUAUCAUUUGACUCCUUCAGCUUCUCCCAACUCUGCAUCACCCUACAACACCACACGGCAACAGCAGCACUUAAGGUCUCCCUUGGGACAGCAACACCCAAGAUCUCCUCUGGGAGACCAUCUUCCCCAUGUGGAGGUUUUGGAAUCGUCUUCCACCAUGUAUGUGCCCAAGUACAAGCAAUCCUCAUCCACUUCCCCCAAGUCAAACUCCACCUUGGAACCUUCCCAGGUGACCCUGAACAUGGAUCAUGGACCAAGUCAGAGUGACAGAACUGUUUUCACCACUUCUCUCCCUUUACUAUCCAGCUCAUCCUCUUCAUCAUCGAACAGUAUUGUUAGCUUCAUGCGGAUACCGUUUGAUGAUGAUCCUAACGGCUCAAGUGGAGGUGCAAAUGCUUCCAGUGGUUACCGACCAAAGAAGACAAACUAUAGUUACAACAAUAAGGGCUAUGAUAAUGACCAAGAUAAAGUGGCAUUCAUUUGAUACAUGUUGCAAUCACUCAAAACAUGUCUUCUUAUACACUUUGAAUUUAUUUGAAACACGUUGCAAUCAUUCGAUACAGGUUUCAUCCUUUCAAUACACAAAUAAUUAUGCAUUAUUUUAAUACACUCUGCUACGUUUGAUAAGCUUUGCAGUUGUUGGAACGUGUUGCUCUAGUCAAAUUCCUUACAUAAGUUACAGGCCUAAUUAAUUAUUAUUCUAGAAUUUUGAGAAGCAAUAUUAUAAGUUUAUCAUUACUGAUAUUACAACACACCUCUAAAGUUAAAGGUGUAUGUUAGUUUAUCUAUGAUAUGUUGUUAGAGUUGAUGAUAUAUUGGUAUCCUGUAGUUGAUUGGUAUUCUUUAUUGUAUCUUAAUACAAUACAAUAUUUUUCCAUUUUUGCCGCUUAAAAAAAAUACUAGAGAACUAAUUGAUGGGAGUAAAAACCAGAAUAAUGUGGAGCAUUUUUAUAACUGUAUUUUGGAAUAUCCUUCUACUGUAUCUGUGUUAGCAUCAGGUGAAGACAUAUUUUGUAAGCUAUGGCUGUGGUAUUCUCUUUUCUUCAAAUAAAACUGACUCUUAUUGUGUCCUAUUUCAGUGAUCUUAUAAAUUGUAUCAUAUUCAGUAAAUUUAAUUCAAAUAUAAUCUCAAAUCUGAGAAUUUGAGAUGUAAGAAGUAACAAAUCAACAGUUUUGGAACGAAUAACUUUUGUAAUACUGUCUAUGUGCUGGGGCAUAACCUAGAAUUCAAUCUCCUACCAUAACUGCAGUAAAUCAUGAUUGAUUUGUCAGAGAUUACAAGAAUUUUCUCUUUUUAGAGAGUUUUCUCGGGAAGAUGUAUUGUCAUAAACUAGUAAUGACAUUAUAAAUAAUUAUCCUCCAUGUUUUGUCUCAAAUUUCUCAAUUUUUCAACUCACAAAAAACUCUGUUAUGAUUUAUCAUUCAACCGUUUUUAUUGAGAAAAUAACAAAGAACACCAUAAUGGCUAGAAUAAGUGACUGUGGCCUAAAGUAAUUCAACCGAGAAUUCAUGAAGUUUUGAAACUAUUCAUAACUCAUAAAUGUGAAGAUAUGAGAUUCAAUCGAUUGCAUUUACUCCUUUCAAGUUUAUUUGAUGGAUAGAUAGAUUUAUAUUCAUUGAUUGAUGAAAUAGGCUUUAUAAAAAGUAAUUACAAUACCAUACUACAAAUCAUUUAUCGAUCUCAAAAUUAUAAAUGUAGAAGCAUCCAGACCAAAAAAUAGUUAAAUUAUUAGCAGUAUUAUUAGACUAGUGAAUUAGAUUAGAUGUAUUUGAGAUUUCAUAUAGAUUCUCUCGUUCUUCCAAUAACUAGUUAGUAGGGUACCUAGUUAUAUGCACAUAUUCCAUUAAAAGCACUGCAUUUUAUCUACAGAGCUUGCAUAUGAGAUUAUCAAUUCAUCAGUAAUAUUAGAAGUAAUGCUCAUAUUAGGUGACUCAAUAAUAUUCAUAUGUUGAUGAUAAAUGGAACUUGUGUCGUGUAAUAACUGGUUACUUUCUAGUUCCAGUUCAUCCAUUUCAUUCAAAAGUUCCAUUCCUUCAAAUAAUGUAGUAGAGAAGUUGUUGAUGAUUGAAGCUGAAUUCGUUGAUAGUUUUGUAUAUGGUUGUGAGAAUAAUAAAUAAUUUAUUGACGACUGGAAAUUGUCAAAAAUAUAAUAAUUGAGUAUCAAUUUGGUAUCAUGAUCAAAAACAAUAUAUUAUAAAAUCAUAUAACUCAGUCUUUCUGGAAUGGCGUAUUCUAGGUACUUUUAGCAAAACGAAUAAGAGAAUCUCUUGUAAUUCCCAUGAGCCAACUCUUGAAUAAAAUUCAACUGGAUAGACAGUUUGAAAAACUUCAUCAUCAGUUCAUCAUUUUUUGAUCAUUCACAAAUUUUCAUAGCUUUUUAAAUCAAUUUUUUGAUAUACUAAAUAAAUUAAUGCACCAGAGCUUCUAUCAAGUAGAAUCACGCUGGAGUAGAUUACAAGUUCAUUAAAAGGCUUAAAAUAAAACGUCUUUUAUAAACAUAAUUAUUAAGCUAUUCAAUUACGACUACGAUAUUUACAAUAUAUAGUAUUUUUAUAUAAAUAUUUGUAGCUCAUGCAUAGUGAUAAAUCUAUAAUUAUUAAGUACUUGGUUAUUCUAAAAUUAAGUAAAACUUAAAAAAUUGUUUCAUAUUGGGCCAAAUGCAAUAAAGGAAGACACUGAUGGAAGCAUACCUAAAACUAGACUGGAAAUAAACUGCAUGGUGUAUUGAAUAAAGCAAAUAGGUAGUUGUCAACUACUAUUACGAUAUUGACAAUUUCUUUUUUGUUUUAUCAAUUGUAGAGAGAUAACAAAAGCAUCAUUGUAAAUACAACUAGCUAGGCUAGUUGGGGUGAAUAAAUUGAAUUACACAAGCACUUUUCUGAAUACUUUCCCAAUUUCAAAUUCCAUUCUUUUUAGAAUUGUCCAUCUUCAUCCUUUUAAAUAUUCACUUUCAAUUUUCCUUUCCUGAAAUUUUUCAUUUCCAAGUUUGUUAUAUUAUUUAUAUUGACAAUCCUAAGUUUUUAUCAUCGCACAUUAGUCCUUGAAUUAACCAAAUCAUAUUGAUUUGCAUUAAAAUGAGUAAUAUCUUUGACUAUAGAAAGAAUUCUUUCUAAGGUAAUAUUCUAUUUUUAAAUUAAUUUAAACCUGUAAAAUUCAUUGUUACCAAUGUAAAGCCACAAUAUAAAUUAUAAAAAGGACGAAAGUGCUUCCUAGCUGGUACCAAUGCGAAAAACUAAAUUUAAUAAUAAAAUUGUGAUAGAUAAAACCAAAAAUAGCUUUAAUUUGAUCUGAUUGAAUGAUAAAAUUGGCUUUAAAAAUACUAUUAAAAAAUUGUAACUAAUAAAUCAAAGUAGAGUAUUAAGUUGGGUUUUAUAGUUACCAAACCUCAAUUUUGUUUAACAAAUUCUUAAUAUAUAUUAAUCUGUAGUUUAAUAAUUAUAUAGUGCAACAUAUUUGAUUGAUGAUAAAUAGAUAUAUUUGAAUAUAGAUCCAUUUAUGUAGUCUAUCAUCAUCGUAGAAUUUAGCGUCGUAAAUUAUUUAUUACGGUACCUAUUCGAUUCACUAGCAUUAUUAGAGAAUUUAAACGUACAAAAGUCUGUUAGAGAUUAUCUUCUAUUGAAUCUACAAGUAGUUUCUUAUACUGUAUCAUGAAAAUAGCGUUUUCCAUUAUUGAUAAUACAUUUAUUUAUUAAAAAAAUAUACUAUAGGCUGUUAGAUCUCGAAACAAUAUUUUUUAAUAGUCUGUUAAUACGAUAAAGUAAUAUUGAGGUUUAUAAUGGUUUGUUUUUAUUCUGUCAACCCUUCCCCAUCAACAUUAUUAUUUUUAUUCAUUGAGAAAGUAUGAAAGUUAACUAAAAUUGAAUGUAAAUCAAUCAUUAAACAAUGCACAGAUUGCAUUUAAUCGUGUCACCAAUAUUAUGAAAUCACCUAUU